Messenger RNA from Rhopalosiphum padi (bird cherry-oat aphid), 987 nucleotides. RefSeq lists its product as uncharacterized. Bases 181 to 987 code for a protein of 268 amino acids. Lineage: Eukaryota; Metazoa; Arthropoda; Insecta; Hemiptera; Aphididae. The record is from RefSeq and is a predicted model, not a curated record. The transcript has 6 exons.
UGCGAAUCGCACUGGUUUGGUGGUAAAUCGUCACGCAGAGAGCGGUUGUCUUGUUCUGUCUUAUUAACCGAACGCUUCUCGUACGCCAAAACUACUAACCCGCUGCCAACGUAAAUACUAGUUUUCACUGUACCAGGCCUCCGUUUCAGCAAGCGUGUUUAGUGUCUAGUGUCAGGAAAUAUGAUGGCUAACUAUUCAUUUAACAUGGUUUCUUCGAAGGAAACCACUGAAAUCAAGACCACCGAUGAAUCAUUUCUUCUGAACAUACCAUUACCUGCAGAAUCAUGUGCAGACGAUGGCACUGACGGCUCUCGGAUGGAAACCACUGAAAUCAAGACUAGCGAUGAAUUAUUUCUUCUGAACAUACCAUUACCUGCAGAAUCAUGUGCAGACGAUAGCAAUAACGGCUCUCGGAUGGAAACCACUGAAAUCAAGACCAGCGAACCUCUUCAGACCACACCGUACAGUCCGUACCGUCCGUACCGUUCAUACCGAUCGUACAUGUACCGUCCAUACCGCCCGUACACUCUGUACCGUCCGUGCCCAGAAUCGCGUGCAAACUAUCACAACAUUCGUAACAAUGGCUCUCGGAUGGAAACCACUGAAAUCAAGACCAGCAAACCUCUUCAUACCACACCGUACCGACGGAACCGUCCAUACCGUCCAUACACUCUGUACCGUCAUUACCCAAAAUCGCGUGCAAACUAUCGCAACAUUCGCAAAAAUGGUAAGCCCGCGGGUGCGGGUUUAAUAAAGCGCCGCGGAAACCGCAAGUCGCAACUUGCACGCGUGAAACGUCGUGAGGCUAGAGCUGCGGCUAGAGCUGCGGCUAGAGCUGCGGCUAGAGCUGCGGCUAAACCUACUAGUGUUGCGGCUGUGGCUGAAACUGCGACCGGGUUUUCACCAAGCACCGUAUCGACUACAGGCAAACUGGAUAAAAUUUGGAAGUACUGCAGGUACAUCGCAACCAAACACCCCGGAAAAUGA